Laccaria bicolor S238N-H82 is the source of this 879-nucleotide messenger RNA. RefSeq lists its product as uncharacterized. The record is from RefSeq and is a predicted model, not a curated record. The transcript has 10 exons. NCBI's taxonomy places the organism in Eukaryota, Fungi, Basidiomycota, Agaricomycetes, Agaricales, Hydnangiaceae. The coding region runs from base 1 to 879 and encodes 292 amino acids.
AUGGUUUCUACUCGUCGCAAGAAGGCUGUGGUUUCUACGGAGUUCAUCAACGACUCUGAUGAGUCGGAUGGAAAUGAGACUUAUGAAGAGGAGGGUUCGUCUGAUGAGGAAGACGGAGAGGACAAUGACAACGAUGAAGAGGAAGAAGAGGUUGUUAUGAGUGAGCCAGAGAUUGUGGAGGUACCCUCCACCCCACGCAAAUGUGGAAGACCCCGCAAGAUUACUGCUACACCUACCCCAUCAAAAGGGAAAAAGAGAACAAUCAAUGAGGUCACUGCGUCUGAUUCAGAGGCAUCUUUCGUUGCGAGCCCCAUACAUGACAGUCCAAAGAAACCUAGGGUAGCCCCUUCUACGACUAAGAAUCCUCCUGCCACUCCAUCCAAAAACACUCCAGCGAAGGCCAAGGUGGCUAACAAGACAAAGACUCCCACCAAGGCCAAGACAACUCUGGCUGUGAGUAACAAGGUGACCUCUCCUAGCAAAGUGGCUUCCACUAAGAAGAUCAGCGAUGAUGACCCAAGCGAAUCUGGUCAUGAUUCUCCAACGCCAACAGGAAAAAAAAAUAAAGGUCGUCAAGUGAUCUUCGACACUUCUGUGUUGAAGACAAAAGUGAGCAUUGAAAAGUUGAAGAAAAAGAAAACUGCUCCAGAUGUCUUUGACAAGGAUGAGGUCAUGUUCGAUGGUGACAAGACAGAUGACGAUGAAAAGACCGUUUAUUUAGAAGACAUUGAUCAUGAUCCUUCCCCUAGGCAAUUAUUUCUAUUCUUUUACUUGAACUUUGUCUUAUUUGCAACCCAAGUUAUCCGAAGUUGUCUAAAUGUGGAGUUGCCGCGUCUGAUCUUGUCGACCCUCUUCUUAAGGAGACAUAUAAGAAGUUGA